UGAGCGGGUUCUGCAGACUUAUAAACUCAGAUCUCUGCACAAACUCCAUUAACUGAGAUCGUUUUCUGUGAUACCGCAUUGGGAGGUCAGUAUGGACCCAAUGGUCAUUGAAGUUAAUGGCAUUCCAGAUAUACCUCCUCACAACCAAAUGGUUGACCAGUUGAAGAUUCACUUCAUGAAGCGCAGCAACAAUGGGGGCGAUGUUCUAAUGGUGAUUUAUCCGACUUCUACUUCAGGCCAGGCGUAUGUCAUCUUUGAAUCAGAUGAAGUUCCCGGAGUCCUGGAGAGCAAGCAUUUUUUGGAGACAGACAGCAAAUUCUAUCCAAUUCGAGUCAAGAACUCUCAUCUGUCCAAGGUCGACAUGCAGGUUGAGGCCAUGCUGGACUUAAGAGUGUUCCAAAGACCUGAAGAAGUUGAAAAGCUUGUUACCUUACAUGACUUUGAGAUCCGGCUUUCAGAAUAAAGGAACCUGCAACAUAAUGCAUAACGAAAUGAGAGGUCUGGUCGCUGAUGAGCCUCGUCUACACAUCUGGAGGCCUGAUAUCGGAGCAGGAAGAGCUGUUUUCCCUUCCAAAA
Molecule: messenger RNA, 576 nt
Organism: Trichomycterus rosablanca
Lineage: Eukaryota; Metazoa; Chordata; Actinopteri; Siluriformes; Trichomycteridae
Gene: rbm43
Product: RNA-binding protein 43
Exons: 5
Coding region: 92-463 (123 amino acids)
Source: RefSeq, a predicted model, not a curated record